Messenger RNA from Cinara cedri, 860 nucleotides. Lineage: Eukaryota; Metazoa; Arthropoda; Insecta; Hemiptera; Aphididae. The record is from the annotation of a GenBank genome assembly.
AGGAGAAAGACCGUCAAACACAUAAAAACAAAACAAUUAUAAUAUAUAAAGUAGAAUCCAUGGCUAACAUUAACAAACACGAGCUUGUGGGGGAACAGAAGAUUAUGUUUUUCGGUCAGAACCGUUCGGUUGUGUGGAAAAACCUGACGAAAUUGGAUGAAAUGGAGAAUCCACAAGAAUCCGAAGAAGACCAAAUAACGACGACUACCAAUGAGUUCCAUACCGUGGAGAUGAUACCAUCGACGACUGUAGCAGAGGAUCUGGAGAGUUCUCCGACAAUAGAACUACGGGACUUAGGUUCAUGGCGCGACCGAUUGUACGAGAUCACCGAUGGAUUAAAGAACGUAUUCCAAAGGGUUUACAACGUAUUGAACUGGAAUAUGACUACCACGACCGAAAUCGAACCGCUGCACAAUACGUGACCAAUAUAUACAAAUAUUAAUUAUAUAUUCUUGGAUGUAUUUGAUUACAAUACAUUACAAUUUUAGCAGUGUUUUACAUAAUGAGUAAUCUUACUAUUCCUGUUUUCUUCUUCUUUGGCUGGGGUGGCGCGAACUGUGUUUCCUAUAAAACAAUUGAAAUGAGUGAAAUCGCAAAAGAUCUCAUACAAUCUGAAUACAAAAGAACCAGGAGCUAAGAUUAAUACUAAAUGUUCCUGUACUUUAUCUUUAUCGUUAAGAUACCUAAUAAUGAAGUACCGUUCAUCCACAUGAUAUGGUCAUGGAGCAUUUGCUUCAUAGAAUACCCAUACACACCACCGCUGGAGUUUCGUACCUUCGUACGAUUCGUACGGAAGGUACGAAGGAGUCAGGUCAGUUAGGGUUAGGACAACAAUUUGAAUUACACAUAUUAUAAUUUUU